CCCGUGAGGAGGAAGGCAGCCAGGCAGAGGAUCAGUUCGCUUUGAGCAGUUGGCGAGGGAGGGUGUGCGGCUGGUGGUCCUAACUCUCCCGUGCUCCGUGUCUCCCACGACGCGUUGGCAGGAAAAGUGAUCUUGUGAGUGAAGCGAUGAGAACUAAGCAGCACUAGUGGCUUUGUAGCGCGUCUUGCCUCUCGACUGCUGGGAAUAGCGCCGCGCCACGAAGGAAAUAAGGUGUGAUGGUGGGCGUGGCCACAAGCAGCUGACUGCCUCCUAAGACAUGUCUGGCGGCGCCAUGUUGGUGGUUGGCGGCCUGGUGCUGCUGACGUGGGCACCCACGUGCUCGAGGGCACAGGUGGGACUGCGGACAGCGCCGCUGACGGCGCAGCGGACUCGGGACAACAGCAGCAGUGAUGGCGGCGGCGGUGUGGGUCUCUUCUCCUCCAAGUGGAAUGGCCGCGAGGUGUGGCGCCGCGCCGACAACGCCACCAGCAUCGAGAGUUCCCUGGCGGCCAUCUUCCGCGGCGUGGCCUACGGCGUGCCCACCACCACUACCACCACCACCUCCUCCACCACCACCACUACCUCCACCACUACCACGCGGCCACUGCCCUCCACCCGCGCCACACAUCCGCCCCGCGCUCCCACUUGGGAACCCAAAGAACUGCCCCCGCGUGAUGCCUUUGCACCGCAGCCCUCCUCGCGGCCAGCCUGGCCCCACCCCGAGGUGCAGCAGAAGGCGGUGACGGACCCGCGCGGGCGCGGCUCCAGCAGGCCCAUGCAGACACCCUAUGUGGAGGCGCCGGGCCUCGUUGUGCCUCUUCCUGGCGAGCCUGAGGCUGAGGUGGAGGUGGUGCGGGCGGACGUGGGCGUGGGCCUGAGCAAGGUGGCGUGGGUGCGCGCCCUGGGCCCCGCCUGGGUGGCACACGUGUACUGCGCGGCGGGUCUAUAUGGCAUCCUGGCCCUGCUGGCGUUGUUGUGGCUAGCGCGCGUGCACGCCGCCACACACCUGCUGCCCCGCGGCUACUACAUCACGCUACACCUGCUCAUGUUCCUGGCAGCCUUCCUGCGCUGCGUCCACCUGCUGCACGACCCCUACGGCGCCGAGCGACGCCUUCCCAGGGCACUCUCCGCGCUGGUGGAAGAGAGCGGCUGGCCCUGUCUCACGGCGGCACUGGCAGUGGUGGUGCUGGCCGUGGUGAGGGCCUGGCGCUGCCCACGUCUGCUGCCCCGCCGUCCCCACGCCCCACUCGCCUUGGCUCUGCUCACCGCAGCCCAUCUGCUAGCCUCCGUGGCGGCGCACCUCACCUCGGCCCUGGUGCCGCAACACGCGGCGCCACUCAGGGCUGCGGCACGGGCCGUCACGGCAGCGUGGGGCGGGGCGGUGGGCCUGGGCGGCCUGCUCUCUGUUUGGAGGGCGGCACGUGCGGCCGGGCGCCCCACGGGGCUGCUGCUAGUAAGGCUGAGUCGUCCAGCAGGGGAAGGCGCCGCCCCGCAGCGUCACGCCCGCACGGCACUGCUGCGCGCCGCCCGCUUGGUGUUGGUGGCCUCGCUGCUGCAGGCUGCCCUCGCCAGCCUACACAUGUACGCCCUGGUGGGGCCUCACUACAUCCUGCAGCUGCCGCCGGCCUACCCGUGGCGCUGGCUGGCCUACCAGACGACCUGCCGCAUGCUGGAGGUGCUAAUGUGGGUACUGCUGGGCGCCACCUCUCUGCUGGUGGCGGGCAGCUCGCCGGCGAAGAGGCAGCACCUGAAGGGUGAGCCACGCCUGCUGGCGGCGCUGUCAUGUCGGCGGUGCGGGUCGUGUGCCAGCGUGGCGGCCACAGAGCGCGUGGACGAGGUGUUCCCCGCCGUGUGCCAGACCAACCAGGCUGUCAGAAACUUCACGUUGCACGCCCGUGGCAAGGGCGUGUACCAGGAGGCCCUGGCCCACGUGCCGGCGCGCCGCGCCAACACGGUGCGCAUCACACACAAGCGGCCCUCUAUCCGCAAGUCAGCCACGCUGCACUCAGCCACCUCGGACAUCCACCUGCUGUGGAGCCAAGGGCCCGCCCACAAUGGUUCCGCCCUGGACUGCCCCUCCCAGCCUGCCACAGGCCACAACGGUCCCCCGCGCCCUUCAUCCAUGCUCUUCAACGACUCUGGCUUCGUCAGGUUCAAGACGCAGGCGGACCACCAGCACCAGCAACAGGAGCAACACUUCGUAGACGACACGGUGGCCAGGUCACUGCACAGCCUGCAGAAGCAAGGCGAGGCAAGAGAAGGCGGCCCCAACACUCGCUGUCCCAUGGAUGACCCUCCCGCUUACGAGCACGCCUUGCACGGCCGAGAUGGCGCGGCGUCCCCCAGGUCGGUGGGUUCGCCUAAAUACGAGGAUCCUUACGACAACAGCCAGUUGGAGCAGUUGUUACAGCGGCGGCUGGGCUCCGAGGCGCUGUGUGCGGGCAGCGAGCCUGCAAGCGGCACAGACUGCAGCUCUACGGACGCCCUGUCGCCGCCCGCCGCCACGGAGCAGGACUGGUCCAAGUACGCCAGCACGUGCUCCUCCAUCAGCGCCGCCAACAGCUUUGACGUGCGGAUGUACGACGACUUCGAGGUGGCGUCUUACUACCAGUCUCCCUCCCCCGCCGCCUCCGCCCACGUGUACGCCUCGCUGCACAGACCCAACGCCCGCACCCGCCUGGCGCGGCAGCGAGCCCUUUACGGGGACGGAGAGGCCACGCUGCGUGGGUGCGAGGCACGGCAGGCAGUGGAGCAGCUGGCGGCACUGCUAGCACCGCGCGCCGCCAUACACAUGUCUUACGGGGAGGGGCGCGCCCCCCGGGGUUCAGAUUCGGAACCGAGUUCUUCCAGCGGACGGGCGCCUCGCCCAGCCCGUGGAGGGCACGCCCCGCGGCGCUCUGUACCACACGACCUGACGCCGGACUCAGCAGUGGUGGUAGACUCAGCGGGCCUCACGGACGAGGCCUCGGGGGACGACGGGUCGCCGCCUGCCCGCGCCGGCCUGCUCACCAAGAUCGUGAAAAACAACUUCUCGCUGGGCGGCGGGUACGCGCCCCUCGGCAGUGAGGAUCUGCACGGCCUGCAGUCCCUCCCACAGACCUCCGCACCCCGCCCACCUGACGACCGCCAGGAGAGGGUGCGCCCCUGCGGGCACCGCCCCCGCCGAGGCCAGCGCGAGGAGCCGCCAUCCCCCACUCCUCAGCGGGCUCCGGUGCACCGACAAGCGGCAGGCCGAGGCGGUCGGCGGGAGUCUCGGGGCGGCCAGGAGGACCCCACCGACGUGGCUGACGGCACCACGCAGACGGAGCCCCGCACGUGGACAGCAGGCUCCCCCUCCCCGUGCUCCUCCCGCCCUGCCUCCUCCCUCGCCUCCCACUCUGACCUGCCCUCAGAGUGCGUCGACUCCGAGGACGACCUGCACUACCCUCCACACACCCACUCAAACCCACAGCGCGCCGCCUGGCCCUCCCCAACCCACCUGCAGGCCGCCGUGUGACGCCCCCGCGGCCCCCGCUCACACUCCUUGUGAUAGCCCACUCUCUCACUCACUCACUCACUCACACACACACACACACACACACACACACACACACACACACACACACACACACACACCGGAGGGCAUUUUGUCUCCUAUGGUAGACAGCAGUACAGACAUGGUAAGCAGGGGAAACAGAGGGGAAGGAGGCGGUGCUGAGGGCCUGCCUGCAGGGACGACGCCCACGCCACGCUGUCUUGUGCUGACCCUCAUCCUCCCCCCCCGACCCGCCACAACUGUGUGACGGACGCCGCCCUCCCUCCUCCCAACACAUGAAGAGAGAGAGAGAGAGAGAGAGAGAGAGAGAGAGAGAGAGAGAGAGAGAGAGAGAAGGCGUCCUCAUGAGUGUAUACUACUUAUAACUGUCACAAAACACACACACACACACACACACACACACACACACACACACACACACACACACACACACACACACACAAGGGCUCACCAGGAAAUCAAGACGAAAAGGAAAGAGAAAGUGAGAAAGAGAGAGAGAGAAAGAGACAGAAAAGUAGAGAUAUUUCUAUUUUUGUAAGACCACAACCCACCAAUUCUCCAACCCCCCAUCGCGUCCCCGCCUCCUCUGCCGUACUUAAGUCAAUAAUGAACUGUCUGGCGGUGAAGGGGCGCGCGUGGCCUAACCUAACCUAAACCAAACCUAACCUAACCUAACUCUAUCGCUGGAACACAUAAACUUAAGAAUAUAACGAUGUACUUUUAGCAUAUCAACCACAUUCCCGCCUGUAUGCGUGUGCGUGUGUGUGUGUGUGUGUGUGUGUGUGUGUGUGUGUGUGUGUGUGUGUGUAUCAUUGCCACGCCGUCUGCCAUCAUCAUCAGUAAGUUAAGUCAUCAAUGAGGGCUCAAGGAUGUCACUAUUUACCCACAAGUCCCGUUAGUGACGUCAUGAGUUGCCAAGCCAAUCAACCAAUCGGCAGGCUCUCUUAGGAUGUGGAGAACCAAUCAUCUUAUUCCUUUCGCCACUCCUUCAGUAAUAAACCGGUUGUAUUCUGAAACACUUAAGCGCUGUACCUUCACUGUUUUUAAGGCUCCAGCUGAAGUGACGUGGGUUUUUAAGUGUUUUUCAGGUUCUAGUGACAGGUUAACACAAUUUCUACUUUACUGACAGUAGAAACACACUUGGGAACCCGGCACGUGAAAUAAUAUGGGUUUUUAAGUGUUUUUAAGGUUCUAGUGACAGGUUAACACAAUUUCUACUUUACUGACAGAAAAAAAAACACUCUUGAAAACCCGUCAGGUGAAGUUAUGUGGGGUUUUAAGGGUGUUUUUAAGGUUCUAGUGACAAAUUAACACAAUUUCUACAUUACUGGGAGAAAGAAUCAAUUGAAAACGCAGCUGAAGUGAUGAGGGUUCUUAAGUGUAUUUCUACGGUUCUAGUGAAAGAUUAACAAGAUUUCUUCAUUACUGGGAGGAAGAAUCAAUUGAAAACGCAGCUGAAGUGAUGAGGGUUUUUAAGUGUGUUUUUUAAGGUUCUAGUGACAGAUUAACACGAUUUCUAUAUUAUUGGGAGGAAAAAUCAAUUGAAAACGCAGCUGCUGAAGUGAUGAGGGUUUUUAAGUGUGUUUUUAAGGUUCUAGUGACAGAUUAACACGAUUUCUACAUUAUUGGGAGGAAAAAUCAAUUGAAAACGCAGCUGAAGUGAUGAGGGUUUUUAAGGUUCUAGUGACAGAUUAACAAGAUUUCUACAUUACUGGGAGGAGAAACACUGAGAACCUCGCUAAUCAUCUCUGUGGCCUUUGAAAAUAGUAAUGGUGAGAGAGCAAAGUGUUUCAAAUUGAGUACCAAUGAAUAAGUUAUGUUUAUUAUUAUUAUCAUCAUUAUUAUUAUUAUUACUUAUGGCCAGCUCGUUAUACACAUUACAAUAAGAGAGGCAUUAUUAUUGUUGGUAUUAUUAUGCAUUUUUGUUAUUGUUAUCAUUUACGAACGAAGAAUAACUGAUUCAAAAACGAUAUGUAUUCAAUGUCAGUUCCCAUUUAUCGUAAGCGCGUUUUUUUGUGCCAAGCUAGUCAGAGUAAAAAAUUGAAUAAAAAAAUCCAUAUAUAUCGAAAAAAAAA
This is a messenger RNA of Portunus trituberculatus (swimming crab), 5610 nucleotides long. RefSeq lists its product as uncharacterized. The transcript is spliced from 2 exons. The record is from RefSeq and is a predicted model, not a curated record. The coding region runs from base 278 to 3496 and encodes 1072 amino acids. Lineage: Eukaryota; Metazoa; Arthropoda; Malacostraca; Decapoda; Portunidae.